UGCUCGGUAUGGAGAAAAGUUUCCAGAGAUCCUUUGCUGUUUCGUUCUAUAGAUAUUUCUGUAGAUAUGCAGAAUAGGUGGAAAGAGUUGUCUUCGUUUCAGGAUCACUUGUACUAGAUAGAAAAGAUGGAGAAAGACGCAGUGGACGGGAGCUGUGGCCAGAAUAGUUGGGACGGUUGGUUUGAGAUUAAGUAUUAUAUGGAAAAGAUGGUGAAAGAAGCAGUAGAUAGGAGCUGUGACCAGUUGGCUAAGUUUUCUAUGGAACGUUUUGGCCGUGACGAGCUUUUAGCGUAUAUUUCUGAUAAGUCUGGUUCAUUAAGAUAUCUUCGUCUUGUAUCUCGCGGUCAAGUUACCAAUGAUGCAUUGAUUAACAUGGCUGAAAAAGCUGUCCUGCUGGAGGAACUUGAGAUAUGUCACUGUUCUUUCUCAGCGGAUAUGCUUAAAACUGUUGGGAAAUUAUGCACUCGUCUAAAAUCAUUCCGGCUUAACCGUCGAGGCUACAGGUGGACACACAAAGAGUGUGAUGAUGAGGCACUAGCCAUCGCAGAGAACAUGCCCCAACUGCGUCGUCUUCAUCUUUUUGGGAAUAAAGUGACAAAUGUGGGGUUGAGGGCCAUUCUCGAUGGCUGCCUACACCUUGAAUAUCUCGACCUCCGUCAAUGCUUCAAUGUUAUUUUAGAAGGGGAUCUACUGAGGAGUUGGAGAGACAGGCUAAUAAAAAUAAGGCUCCCUAAUGACUCCACUGAUGACUAUGAGUUUGAUGAUGCAAUCAUAGAGGGGUUUUAUGAUUUGUCUGCGAGUGAAUACGAGGAAUACCUAAAUAAAAAUGCAUGGAGCUGCCUCCCAGACGACGACGGCCACGAGUUCGACUAA
Messenger RNA from Papaver somniferum (opium poppy), 873 nucleotides. Its product is annotated as putative F-box/LRR-repeat protein 23. Bases 127 to 873 code for a protein of 248 amino acids. The transcript is spliced from 2 exons. The record is from RefSeq and is a predicted model, not a curated record. NCBI's taxonomy places the organism in Eukaryota, Viridiplantae, Streptophyta, Magnoliopsida, Ranunculales, Papaveraceae.